UAGUGGGUGGGUAUUGGAAAACCUCACCAGCUCUCUCCAAACCCUCACUCUCUGCGCGGUGGUGCCCAUCAGUCUGUACCACGAAACCCUAAAUUUCAAAGUCCAUCCGUCGAUUUGCUGAUAUUUUUUCGGAAGAUCGAUUUCAAAAGUGUGGAGCUCAGCAAUGGUGGUUCCAUCUCUGCACUGUAUGAAUAAUACUGUUGCUAAUGGUGGUGUUGAUCAAGAAUUAACUACGGAUAAUCAGCAUUCGAUGGCUUCUGGUGGUUCUUCUAUGGAUAAUAGGAGGAAAUCUAAAUCAUCAGUUAAAUCCGAAAAGAAGACUCUGAAGGUUGAGUCUGAGGAUACACAUCCAGUUGAGAGGAGGUCCAGUGCCAGGAUUCAAAAGCUGAAAUCGGAAAAGGCCAGCAGCGUGUAUCGCCUAGAAGAGUCACCAAACAGUCGACCGGAGCAAUGUAGUAGGAAGAAAACAAAAGUGUACCAACGGCGCAAGGCGAAUACGCACGAGGGGAGUGAAGAGGUAGUUGGAGAAGCUGUUUCGCCUACUGAAGGUUCGAGUGAGGCCAUGGAUAGCGAUUGUGUGGAGAAUGGUGAAUCUACGAAUCCGGUAUUGAUGGAGGUUGCGGGGAAUGGGAUAGUCAAUGAUGUGAGUACAACCAAUGUUGUAGAGAAGAGCGUCUAUGCCAAGGUGAAGGAAACUUUGAGGACUUUUAACAAAUACUACCUUCACUUUGUACAGAAAGGGGAUGCACCAGAAAAGGAUGGGAAGCAGGGAUCCAGGCGACCUGAUUUAAAAGCGAUAUCUAAGAUGAUGGAGACUAAUGCUAUAUUAUACCCUGAGAAAAGAUUUGGCCCCAUUCCAGGUGUGGAUGUGGGACACCAGUUCUUUUCACGGGCUGAAAUGGUCGCAGUAGGUUUUCAUAGUCAUUGGCUGAACGGGAUUGAUUAUAUGGGGCAAUCCUAUAACAGAAGGGAAUACAGUGGCUAUACAUUCCCACUUGCAGUGGCCAUUGUCUUGUCAGGUCAAUAUGAAGAUGAUUUGGAUAACUCUGAGGAUGUUGUGUACACUGGUCAAGGUGGCAAUAAUUUACUCGGAAAUAAGCGUCAAGUACAAGAUCAAGUGAUGGAACGUGGUAAUUUGGCUUUAAAGAAUUGUAUGGAGCAGUGUGUGCCUGUUAGAGUAAUUCGAGGCCACAAAUCUGCAAAUAGUUAUGUCGGCAAAGUUUACACAUAUGAUGGCUUAUAUAAGGUUGUCCAAUAUUGGGCUGAAAAAGGAGUUUCUGGAUUUACAGUUUUUAAGUACCGCCUAAAGAGGCUUGAAGGGCAGCCAAUUUUGACAACAAACCAGGUUCAGUAUGCCCGAGGACGUAUUCCUAACUCAAUUUCAGAAAUACGCGGGUUGGUUUGUGAAGACAUUUCUGGAGGUCAAGAGGAUAUUCCUAUUCCAGCCACCAAUUUGGUUGAUGAUCCACCUUUUGCCCCCACAGGUUUUACAUAUUGCAAUUCAAUUAAAGUUUCCAAAAGUGUAAAGCUUCCCUCAAAUGCCAUUGGAUGCAAUUGCAAAGGAACUUGUACAGAUCCCAGAACUUGUUCUUGUGCUAUGCUUAAUGGGUCAGACUUUCCAUAUGUGCAUCGUGAUGGUGGCAGAUUAAUUGAAGCCAAGGAUGUUGUGUUUGAAUGUGGUCCAAAAUGUGGCUGUGGACCUGGUUGUCUUAAUCGGACAUCUCAGAGGGGGCUAAAAUAUCGGCUUGAGGUCUUCCGCACUCCAAAGAAAGGGUGGGCUGUAAGAUCUUGGGAUUAUAUUCCUUCAGGAGCACCAAUUUGUGAAUAUAAAGGAAUACUUAUGAGGACAGAUGAAUUAGAUAAUGUUUCUGAUAAUAAUUAUAUUUUUGACAUUGAUUGCUUGCAAACAAUGAGAGGGCUCGAUGGAAGAGAGAGGCGAUUUCGAGAUGUAUCCAUGCCUACAAGUACUGAUGAUCAGAAAUCUGAAAGUGUGCCAGAGUUCUGCAUUGACGCUGGUUCCACUGGAAAUGUUGCAAGGUUCAUUAAUCACAGUUGUGAACCCAAUCUCUUUGUUCAGUGUGUUUUGAGUUCACACCAUGAUGCCAAGCUUGCUCGAGUAAUGCUAUUUGCUGCAGACAACAUACCUCCUUUGCAGGAGCUUACAUACGACUAUGGUUACACCCUUGACAGUGUCAUGGGUCCUGAUGGCAAGAUAAAACAGAUGCUAUGCUUCUGUGGUGCAGCAGAUUGCCGGAAACGCCUACUCUAGGGUAUGAAUUUUCUGAUGUGUUGUCGAUUCUGCUAAAUGAUAUCCCGAUCACUGUAUAUGCCAAGCAAAUACUGGGCCUUUUUUAUUUUUUUCUUCUUUUUUUUGUGAAUUGGAGAGGUGGGAAGUUAUCCAUACAAGUUGGUUGUUGUAUUUUCCCUCAACUUUUUGUACAAUCAUUCACUGUUGCAGUCUUCUGGAUCCUGCUGCUCCCUUUUCUAGGGGGUUCUGAUACUAAUCCUAUAUUUCAAAGAAAUGAGAAAAAUGAUAGCCUUUUUUUUUUUUUCUUAAA
Messenger RNA from Vitis riparia (riverbank grape), 2558 nucleotides. RefSeq names its product histone-lysine N-methyltransferase, H3 lysine-9 specific SUVH4. Gene Ontology annotation, cellular component: nucleus. The record is from RefSeq and is a predicted model, not a curated record. The transcript is spliced from 15 exons. Gene Ontology annotation, molecular function: histone methyltransferase activity; zinc ion binding; protein binding. NCBI's taxonomy places the organism in Eukaryota, Viridiplantae, Streptophyta, Magnoliopsida, Vitales, Vitaceae. Bases 164 to 2269 code for a protein of 701 amino acids.